Solenopsis invicta (red fire ant) is the source of this 806-nucleotide messenger RNA. Its product is annotated as active regulator of SIRT1-like. NCBI's taxonomy places the organism in Eukaryota, Metazoa, Arthropoda, Insecta, Hymenoptera, Formicidae. The transcript is spliced from 3 exons. Gene Ontology annotation, cellular component: nucleolus. The record is from RefSeq and is a predicted model, not a curated record. Gene Ontology annotation, molecular function: enzyme binding. Bases 246 to 680 code for a protein of 144 amino acids.
UCGUGCACUUUUUGCAUACGCAUAUGGUCACAGACGCAUGAUCAGUUCGUUACUUAUGUGCAUGUGACAGAUUUCCUAACCUAGUCGUCAACUUUAGUGCUUGAUAUCUCGGUGUCUCGUGCGAUAACGUGCCGAAUGAGCCUAAUUUUGUUAAAAUUAGAGGUGGUGGAGUUAUUCUGGAUAAUUACUGCGAUUUUUAACAAAUAAUUUGCAUUAUUAUAAAAGUCAAGUUACUGUAUCGUGAAAUGUCAAAUUCUCUCGUGCAUAAAAGCUUAGAAUUGUUAGGCUACGAAAGGGAGGUACAGAGGUUACAAGGUGAAUCGAAGAAAAAACGGAAGAAACGUAAAGAUACCAAAUACAAGGGAGUCUUAGAUUUGAUUCCUAUUAAGCACAGGAUCGUCUCUAAAAACGAUCACGAUACAAUUUUGGACCGAUCCAGCAAGACUACAGUUUAUGAAACCCAAAAACGUUUAGCUGAACAAAAAGAUCCUACCGAUGAAAAUGUACAGCGACUCCUUUUACUUAGCAGUAAUCAUCUAAAUCCUAAAACAGCAAAUAACCUGCUGCAACGUGCUGUGGGAAAUAAAUACAUUCCAGAACAGAAGAAACCUAAGAAAUCAGAACAAACAGCUUUCACGGAGGAAGACUUUAAGAAAUUUGAACAGGAAUAUAUGGAAUAAUAUUACAAGGAAUAGUACAAUGUGAACAAAUUUUUAAUAGAAACAUUAAUAAUGUUUGAUAGCGACCGUCAAAGAGGGAAAGUGAUAUUAAUAUUGACAUUAAUUUUGUUUCUCUACUAUAGUGUG